UGACAUCAGCCUGAAGUGAAUAAGGCAGCCUCACAGGGAGUUAACACACCAGAGAAAGUUUAUUGCUUCAGGCAACUGCAGGUACAUGGAGGGCUGUGAAGGAUGUGACGAAUGAAAGUCUGCAGUAAUCAGUGGAAAUGCAAUGAGAGGGUGAAAGUGAGUGGAUAAUGUAAUUUUGCAGCAAUAAAAUUAGAUAUAUAAUCAGCUGCUGACUCAAGGCAAAUGAGUAAAGGUUUAUUACGGCUGUGUUAAUAAAAGUAAACCUGAUUUCAGCAAGGGCGUUAAAGAAGAAAGCAGGCGGUGAUGUAAAUGGAAAGAAUCUGUGCUGCUUUGUAGCAGUGAAGCACGUCACAGUCAUUUACACAAGUCUGCGAGAGAUCAAGGGCACGGAGAGCAUUUCUUUCCACGCGUGCAGCUGUGCAGUAGUGAGAUGCUUUAUUUGUUUAAAAUCUACACAUUCUAGUUACUGUGAGAGAGUGUGACAAACCCAGUGACCUUCAGUCAAAUGAAGCGACAUGCCCAGAGGUGGAGUGCGAUGUAAAGUUUGAUACUUUUUACAAAAGAGCAGUGGAGGUGUGUGUGUAUGUGGUGGUGGCAUAUAAUCUACCAUUCUUAAAACAGCUAUUUUUUCAUCUAUAAUAUGUAGGCAUUAACGUUAUGAAACUUGUAGACCUCAGGCUUAAAUAACAUCCAAGUUUUCAUAUUGUGUUAUUAUUUUUGACAGAUCCCAUGACUUUCUGACUUUACUACUCUGCCGUUGGCUCUGGACGUAAACCUAGUGAUUCCUCCUGAAAACAGUGGAACACAUAAAAGGAAUGGUUUCAGGAAAAUACGCUUUCUGUGAGAGAUUUGCAUUUGACAAUCAAUCUUACUCUCAUAGCUCUUCAUUAAAUAAAAAGCCAGCAGUCAGUUAACUUAACCUGGCACAGAUUGGAAAAAAAAAAGUUUCAUGUUGUGCUUUGCUGGAUUAUUUCUGGCUCUGAGCAGUUGUCAGACUGCCAGAAGAGACUCUAUUAGUACUAGAAGUAAUGUUUUACUUCUCUCUACCCGUCUCUUAAUCCCUGACAAACCUGUAUGUUGGCAUUGAAAGGUUUUAGAGCUGUCUAAAACUGAUAGAUUUAGGCAGAUAAGUCUGAUGACUGGUUAGGGUUAGGUUCAAAUAACUCCCCAAAAUUGGUUUGGGUAGACACCUCAGAAUAAAACGUAAUGUAAAACACACCUCUGGGCAGCAUUAGCUUUUAGGGAAAUAGUAUUGUACUGUAUAUAUUUUUACUUCUUUGUUCUUUCGAAAUGCACUUUAAGUAGUUUGCAGUCCAGUAAAAACAAGUGCAAAGUGCAGGCUUUCCUUAUUUUCUUAUUUUCUUACUUCUUGAAACCAAUUUUCAUAUGCUUGAGAUCAUUUGGAGUACAAUUAUUUUUUAUUUAUUUAGUAUAUGUGUAGCAUUCAUUUCAUUGUUUAGUGAAGUUUGUUUUAUGAUCAAUUUGACAUUGAUUGAGAGGUUAAAGAUCAAGUGUGACUUGAUGUUUUUAAUCUUUAUACAGUACUUUCUAUAUGUUGACAAUACACACCACGCUUGUAUAAAGUUGCUGUUUUUUGACCAAUUAAUCAUGAAGUUGACCUUGAAAACUUUAUUAUAAACUUUAAUGGCUUGUUAACAUGACCCGAAUCUACGUUUUCUUAAAAUUCAUUUAAAGCAUUUCAAGCUAAUGUGAAAGACAGAAUGACACGCACACAAGCAAAAUAACCUCCUUGGCGAGAGGUGACAAUUUGAAUAACAAGUCAAGAAAACCAAAGUGGGUGCUAAAGAAAACGGACAUAUUUUUAUUUUGUACUUCUUUUUUGUAUGAAUAAAAUAAAGAUGAUGUAAAGUGUUAAGGAUUAAACUUUAAGGCUACCUGUUUGACUUUUUCCAGUGUAUGUGUUAAGCUAACAUGCUGAUAUUGACUAAAAAUAAAGUGUAACAUCAGUCUUCAGUUCAGUAUUAAUUUGUCAAACAAUGAAAAAGGAUAUGUCUUAAAACUUUCAUGCGUUGAAGUUUUCAAAAAAAGUAUUAGUAAAUUCCAGCUGGCAAAUUUUCACCAGUUAUUUAGCUUCAGUUAUCUACCAACUGAUCCCAUGCUCCAUUCACAUGUGUGAACUGACCUCAAAAACAUUUCUCAGCUUAUUCAAAUCACCUCAGAAGACUUUGCCCUCACUGUUCAAUCCCUCAGUGACCCUGGAAUCCUCUUUAUCUGCUAGAGCAAGAAACAUAACCAUAACCCCCCAUUUUAUUAAAAUAGAGCACUGAGCUGAAAGUCAAUAACUGUGAAAAUGAAAUAUUCUCCAUCAAAGGCAGAGACCAGAACAUGAAGACUCAUAGAUGUGAUGCCAUCAAAUGUAAAAUCUGGAGCUGUUUCAUUUUUUUAUUCACUGAGAGGUAUUAUUAGUUAUGAAGCAGAAAUUUCACAGAAAAUCCCUCUGGAUUUCUUCUUGGUUGCUUUAAACAGCUUUUCUUAUUCAUCCUGUCUGGUGUACUUUGGGAUAUUGAAUGCUGAUGAUAAAAGAGGUUUUCUUACACUUAGGUUUGUUAUAAUGUUGUUUUAUUAAAUAAUUGAGCUGGUAGGCUCCUAUAUUUGUACAAUAAGUGUUUAUAAAGCCCUUUUCAGACAUGGACUAUGUAUCAUCACUGGCUGUACGUGUUGUUGAGAGUAAAGGCAUUUUGCCAUUCAGAUGGGUUUCACGUUAUAAAUGCUCUUCUUUUGGCCAUGUAGAGAUCGGCUGUGGCCCUGCAUGAAGAAAUGCUGCCCCAUCAUUCAUUUGGAACAGAAGGCAUUCUGGGUACACAGUGGGAGUCUAGCGUUGGUCAGCAAAAAAGUUUCCCUACUAUCCUUUGGUGGAUUAUUAAACAAUGGAUGACACAACAGUGACUGACCUCAAAGAGUCAACAUCAGAGCAGUCAGUAAAUCGGAUUUACACUCAUAAACCUGGGACCACCAGGCUGGAAGAACCACACAGCAGAUUUAUCUUCCUUUGAUUUGAAAGGAAUCUGCAAAGAAGUCACAUUGAUGGAUUUAAUUAAGGACGUUUUUGACUGAAACCCAGAAUUGUCUGAAAAAUAACCACAAGUCAUUUUGACGCCGUGUUUUGACACAUCUGAGUCACCUGUACCAUGUGGUCAAUGGGCUUGCUCUUUUCUCACACCUUUUGGACUCUAGAUUUAUCGUGAUGCUGCUUUUUUCUGUUGCGCUCUCGGAGUUUCCCACAAGCGGAAUUUGACUAUCGACAACAUGCCUCUGCUCAAAGUCAGGAAAAUCAGGACUUUUGCUCUCCUUUUUUGUGUCAUUACAUUUACAACUUUCCUGUUCAGCUAUACCUUCCGGGACCCUUCACUCUACUUCUUUAAGUACGCAUUUCGCCUGUCGGACAACUUCUUCUCCAAAGGGCUGUGUGCCUGUCGUCAGUGCAUAGCAGAGCUGGAGGAUGACCCGUGGUUCGCCGAACGCUUUAAUCAGUCCAUCCACCCUCUGAUGACCAGAGAGAACAGUGCCCUCUCGGAUGAAACCUUUAAGUGGUGGCAGUGGUUGCAGUCAGAGAGGCAGCCGGCCAACUUCAACGAAGUGGUGGAGGAGCUGUUCCAAGUCAUCCCCGAUGAGGUGCUUUACAUGGACGCCGGUCCUGAGCGCUGCAGGACUUGCGCCGUCGUGGGGAACUCCGGGAACCUGAAGGGGUCCCAUUACGGUGGCCUCAUCGACUCUAGUGAUUUCAUCAUAAGGAUGAACCAGGCUCCCACCAGUGGUUUUGAGGAGGAUGUGGGCAGCAGGACAACUCAUCACGUCAUGUAUCCAGAAAGUGCCAUAGACCUGGACAAUAUUACUAGUCUGGUGCUGAUCCCUUUCAAGACUCUGGAUCUGCAGUGGAUUAUUAGUGCUCUGACCACUGGCACUAUUAAACACACAUAUUUACCUGUGAUGUCCAGGAUAAAGGCAAACAAAGACAAGGUGUUGAUUUACAGUCCAACAUUUUUCAAAUACGUCUACGAAUCGUGGCUUGACAGUCAUGGACGAUAUCCUUCGACCGGUUUCCUCAGUUUGCUGCUCGCUGUCCACAUAUGUGAUGAGGUCAGUGUGUUUGGAUUCGGUGCAGACCAGUAUGGAAACUGGCACCACUACUGGGAGGAGAACCAUUUGGCCGGAGCUUUCCGACACACAGGAGUCCACGAUGGAGAUUACGAAUAUAAUGUCACCCUGCUGCUGGCAGACAAGCACAAAAUCCGAAUGUUUAAAGGCAGAUGAUACCGAGCCCAUAUGUGCAGCUGGAUGACCACCAAAUGAACCUCAGCAGCCUUUUAAUGUUCAUUACCCACCAAAAGAAGAAUUUUGUUUUCGUUUUAUUUCUUUAUUUUACAGAUUCCAAAGACAUUUUCACUAUUCUGCUCAGCCCAGUUUCCUGUCAUUUACUGAAGUGGCUGUUUAACAAAUGUCACUUCUAUUGUCACACCAGGAGACGAGGACAGGCCAUUCAUAAGACAAAAUCAGCACUGCCAUGGGAGACUGAGCAGAUAAUAGUAGAAGGGAGACGAAGAUGUAUGUUAAUAAGCAUGUUAUUAUAAAAAGCUGAAGUUCUACUACAUAGUAUGUGUAUAAUCCAUGUGUCGCUUUUCUAUAUACGGUAAUGAUGUCCAGCACUGUGGCCACCAAAAGCUUUGUAUGCUAAUGAUCAGACCAAGUGCCGUAAUUACCGUUAAUGUCAUUCAAUUGCCUCUGUUUUUGUCAGACCCACCAAUUUUUUAAUGUGCAACCUGCACUAAAAAGCUAUUUAUUAACUUGCUUUCCUGAUUACAGCUGUAAAAUAAAGUUUAAUGACACUAAAGGGGUGCUUAAAAUUGAACCCAAAAUCUAGCCCCAAGAAAUUAUUUUACUACAUUGGGACAUUUACAGAAAACCCCCAGGACUACAGCCACAUCUAUGGGAAAUACUUAAGUGUUCAGUCCAAAUGUCAAACACUUUGUCAUCCCUACAUACUAAGUUUUGCAGUAUAGUUUAAAAAAUAACCAUAUUGUCAAUGCUAGAGCAAAAAUUAAGUCUCUAUCAAAAAGAGUCUAAAAAUGACUAUGCACUUUGUUUUGCGACUAAUAAGCUUCAAUAGUGCUAUGUAUUUCAAGCCAAAUGUUAGCUGUCUAACCUGCUAAGCUAUGAUGGAGAACAUGUUAAACAUUCCUUGUGCUAAUAAUGCUAGCAUUAUCAUAAAGAGCAUUUUAGCAUGCUAGUAUUGAGCCCAAGUUCGCCUGUGUCUCACAGAGCUGCUGGUAUAUGCAGUGUUUUAAUUUUCCCACACUUAAUCUUAUUUUCUCCUUAUUUUGUUGAAGAUUUGUGGGCUGUAGUGUUUUUUGUGACACAAGUAUGUAUCUCCUAGCAAGUCAGAAUUAGCACGGUGACACAAAAAAAAAUUAAUAAGCUAGUUCCUUAGUUGUCACUCUCUGUGCUCGCUGUGCACUGAGGGUACAAAUAAGACUUAGCUUUUUAAUCUUAUUCUUCUUAUUUUGUUGGAUAUUUCUUGACUGUGAUGGUUGAGAAGUAGACACACAAAUCUGAGCUAGCACGCUGGUACUCAUGGGCUACAUUACAGUAUCCACCUCCUCUAUCAUUGGCUUUUUCAGAUAUGUCUCAGUCACAUAGAGAACAAUAGAAUGACCACCUCCUUGUGACUAGGAAAAAUCAGUCAUUGUUUGUACUGACUUUUUUCACAUUGGCGACUUAUUUCAAAUAGUUGGGACCAACAACUGGUUGCUUAAAGGUUAAGUGUCUAACAGUCAACAACUUGUAAUUCAACAGCUUGCCACCAAAAUUAUAUUCUCAUUAUGUCUUUAUAUAUAAGCAAAGUUGCUGAGCGCCAAUGUCAUCUUGGAGUUAAAUGACCGUAAUGCAGCAACUAUAUUAUUUGUGGAGGGAUUUCUGAAUUUUAAAUCCAUGGUUCUGGUUGGCAGUAGCAGUUAAUGUAAAUUUCUGUUUAAAAUGAAUUUCUGUGGAUACAGACAGCAAUGAAUUUGUAUUUUUCACCAGUUUAACACAGUUGAUCACCAUAUUAACAAAAUCUGACCGCAUUUAAACGCUAACUUAACCCCAUUCAAUUGCAAACUGAUAGCAGCAACUAACUCCAUCUUAUUGCUGUUGCAUUGCCAUCCUUGAAGUCAGCAAGGAUGAGAGUAGUCCCAGACCCAGUCUUUGUUUUCAAAGCAACUUCUUCAAAGGACACCAGUUCAGUCAUUUUCAUUUUCUCUAGUUGUAGUAUCGAAUUUUCUACCCACAGUUUAAGUGUUACAUACCCAGUGUGUAUUAGGAGAGAUGACUGUAAUGAAAAAUCUCUUGAAAUUUUCAUGAAUUAUAUGAAUUAUUUCCAUCUCUUUGACAGAGGGCUGGCCUGAGCUACAUAUUCAGAGCACAGACAUUACAUUAGACAGGAUGCAGCGUGUGCUUCAGCUGCUUUCACUAAAAAUACCAUAAUGUGGCACCUUCCUGCGGCUUUAUGUGGCGGUGUGGGCGUGUUAAUAUGUAAAAUGUAACCAAGGUGAAACAGAAAAUAAUGUUUUAUUGCUCUUAUUUGUUCCCGUGAUCACUUCUCUCUCUCUCACCACUAACCACUGUGGCUCUCUCUCGCUCUCUUGUUGAGCUGAGGUGAAGGGGGUCAGCUUUUGAUGUUUCUCACAAUUUCAGCACAUUCUACAUUUGAAAUUGUAGAAUACCAACACCAACUUAGUUUCUGUUCUAGACAGAAAGAAAGUUUGGUGCUUGGAAUUUGUUUCUUUUAUUAAAUCUGCUGGGCCAAAAGGACUCUACUGGAGACCUGCAGCUACCUGUGGAUUAAGAGUUGUGUUAUAGCAAAGCAAUCAAUGAGAUUGUGCCAUUGGGUGUGAUGGAAAAAUGAUAGAAAGGUUUUCAGUGUUUGCAGCGUAACACAAACAGCGGGUUCUUUGUCAUCGAUCAUUAACACCUGACAUACGAACCAGCCUAUACAGGGGUGCCUUAUCAUUGAAAUCAGUGAUGUAGUAUACAUUUUUUGAUGUAUUAUGUGACACAGUUUGUAAAUGAAAAGUAUGUGUAAAGUGCCUUACAGUUAAAGUGUACUGUAUUGUUGUGUAAAUCUGACACUCAUAUGCUUGGUACACACAGUAUAGCUGUCUCAUUUAUUGUCAGUAAGAUGCCAACAUGUUUUGCACUUUUUGAUGAGGUGUUGCUCUGUUUUGUCCAGACUUUAUUAGCUUGCUGAUCACACUGAACUCUCACCUUCUUAUUUUUACUCACAGACGUCUGACCUGAAAUGUUGUGCUUGUUCAGAUGAUGCAGGAGUUAGGCUUAGCUGCAGUAACAGGCUAUGAUUUGCUCUGUGUGCCUUGUAACAGAUUAGAGACAUUUGUCUGGCCGGUGUCUUUUCUUCAUUCCCGCACACACAGAGACAAACCACAAUUUGUUUUUUCCUGUCACCAUGAAUUCAUUCAGCUGCCACAGAAAACAACAGUGGUGUGAAUGUGUCAUACAGGGAGCAGGGAAUACUGCCACCUAGUGGACAAAAACGUGGGUCAGCAUUAACGUGUUUUGAUUUGGUAUUAUAUGAUUCAGUAUGAACUGGCACUUUUCAAACUGUAUUCAUUGUUUAUCGUUUAAAUAAACUAAGUAGUGCAGUUGUUUCAGUCUUCACACACACACUAGCUGUGAAGAUGGAUGUAUGUAAGACUAAGACACAAAAUAAAGGCUCCAAUGAAAAGAA
Molecule: messenger RNA, 7741 nt
Organism: Haplochromis burtoni (Burton's mouthbrooder)
Lineage: Eukaryota; Metazoa; Chordata; Actinopteri; Cichliformes; Cichlidae
Product: CMP-N-acetylneuraminate-beta-galactosamide-alpha-2,3-sialyltransferase 1
Exons: 7
Coding region: 3268-4272 (334 amino acids)
Molecular function (GO): beta-galactoside (CMP) alpha-2,3-sialyltransferase activity
Source: RefSeq, a predicted model, not a curated record